GUGAAACAGUGUCCUCUUGACCAAAUGAUGGAACAUGAUUUCCUCUCCCGCAGCCACCUUGGAACGCCAUGCAGAAUCUCGACCUGACAGCUUCGAAGUGGGCGAGUCCCGAUGUACGUCGCGAGCGAGAAACGCAGAUCCCGGCCUGGACGCGAAGAGCGGCCUCGCCCCGUGCCCUGGAUAAAGCCUCAUUGAGCUCAUUGCAACCGCCGCAACAACACCCACUACCACCACCAUCGCAACCACUCUUACCGACUUCCGCGCCGUCGUCGAAACCAGCCAGCUUUACGCAACGAAGAUAUCUCGCGCGACAGGCUGAACUGCAGCGUUUCCGCAGGCUGUUUCGGCGCCUGGCCUGGAAAGCCAACAGUCUGACGCACUGGUCCCAUCGCGCGCUCAGUCUGGCCCAAGAGCACCAGAGCCAGCGGCACCACGGCAGCUCCAAUAGCCACGCGCAACCGAACGGGGUUCUUGAUGCAGAAUGGGCCGCGGGGCCUCGGGCGACGCUGGGACCGUACGACUUGAUCAUCGACCCGGUCGACGCGGAACGGCAGUUCAAGAUCGACUUCUACGAGUUCUACGCCCUGCUGGAGCGGGGACUUGUCUGCCUCCUCGGCGUUUGGGGGAUUGUGAUCACCGCUUCCGCGGUGGCAGCAGCAGCUUCGACGAGGACGGAGGAUGAUGAUGGUGGUGGUGGUACGGCUUCCUUAAAGGCACGAGUGGGUGGUGGUAGUGGGAUAGCAGCCUCGCAACCCAUCAUCGGCGACUCGCUGUCCUUCCAGGGCGCGGCGCACCGCUUCCACGCCAACGUGCUCGCCGCCCUCGACCACCCGGCGACCCCGCUCCACGCGAUCCUCGGCACCGGCCCCGUCAGAGAGUACAUCGGGGUGGCCAAGGAGUUCCGCAACAAGUGGAAGGACGUCGAGUUGCGGCCCGAGGACUCCUUCCGCGGCCCCGACCGGGUCGAGGAGGAAUGGGACCCGGCCAAGAUGAGGCGGUACGAGAAGGUGCUCCGGGACCUGAAGCUGGAGGAGAUGCUGGGAAGUGUCCUCCGCGCGCUCGAGGAGGCUGGACGCAUGGCGGAGCGGGAGAUCGGGAGGCUGCAAGGCUCGUUGGAGGGAGCGAAUCGGGACAUCAUCAUUGGUGGUCCGCACGACAUGGUGGAUUUGGAUAUGCAGGACGCCCCCUUCGAAGUCAUGGACAGGCCGGGCGAUUUGGACUACGAGAUGGAGUUUUGACCGAACCGUUGUGUUGGGAGGCGUCUUCGGUCUCGGGUUGUGUAGAGGAUGGAGUAAUACGUGUUGCGCAGGCUCCUUUUUCUGCUAUGUACACCAGAAAGAUCAAGAGCCAGCAGGGUCAACCCUUCGUAUUCAUUCCCAAAAUUCCCACG
Messenger RNA from Cladophialophora immunda, 1390 nucleotides. RefSeq lists its product as uncharacterized. The record is from RefSeq and is a predicted model, not a curated record. Lineage: Eukaryota; Fungi; Ascomycota; Eurotiomycetes; Chaetothyriales; Herpotrichiellaceae. The transcript has a single exon. The coding region runs from base 69 to 1238 and encodes 389 amino acids.